UUUACGAAAACUUACUGUGUUGACAUUUUUAUUAUUUUUGUGGAUGACCGAGGCAAAGUUAUCACAAGACAAUAAAACUCACUUACCAGAAACGAAAAGUACACCAAAGUUAAGUGACGGUGCCGCGCUGGUGUUUGCAGAUGAAAUGAAAGUUACACUCGAGAGAUAUCUCUUCGGAAUCUGUCCGCAGAGCUUUAAGUUUCGUUGGUCUCAGAUGGCCGUCACUGUGAAGGGAAAGAACACAACCACAGUCGCCUGCGAUCCGGACACAGAUCAACAGGAUCUGGCUGGAAGAUUAGCGACACUAGCGCUACGGGCGCACUCCGCCGCUCGUUCAGAUUGCUCACGACUCGGCGCCGCGCUCGCGAACACGCUCGGCGAGCUUGCGCGCACGGCCGCCAACAGGCAAGCCAUGUCAGCUGCAGCUGUAAACGAGGCAAAUAAGAAACGAAAACUAUCAAAGAGUCAAAAGGCAAAGAUCCAAGCCAAGCAACGCACCGCGCUCGCCGUCAAGAAGAAAGCAGCAGCCGCCGCCGCGGCCGCAGCAGCCAAGAUGGCGUCUUAAACUCUUUAAAGUCAAAUAAAACACGAAAUAUAACCAAUCACUUGAUAUUUUAAUUUUUAAAAACCAUUAGUAUGUUUUCCUACAUUUUAUAUUACUUAAUA
Papilio machaon (common yellow swallowtail) is the source of this 666-nucleotide messenger RNA. RefSeq lists its product as uncharacterized. The transcript has 5 exons. The record is from RefSeq and is a predicted model, not a curated record. Lineage: Eukaryota; Metazoa; Arthropoda; Insecta; Lepidoptera; Papilionidae. The coding region runs from base 44 to 565 and encodes 173 amino acids.